Molecule: messenger RNA, 1008 nt
Organism: Guyanagaster necrorhizus
Lineage: Eukaryota; Fungi; Basidiomycota; Agaricomycetes; Agaricales; Physalacriaceae
Exons: 8
Coding region: 184-768 (194 amino acids)
Source: RefSeq, a predicted model, not a curated record
UGAACAAACCCAUCUGCUGCGCCGGAUAAGUUCAUACUCCGCCAUUAUAAAAACUCCAGCCCGCCGAACUGAUCAUUCUGUAUCUUCUGUUUCUCUCUUAAAACCAGCCUUGGGUUGAAAUCGAGUCCUCUCUUUCCUCAUUGCCAAAAGCACUUUCGUUCACCCUUCUUACCUUAUACUACCAUGAAGUUCUUUGUCCUGUCCGCUUCUCUUCUCUCCAUCCUCCCUGGCCUGUACGCUUUGACGAUCAACACCCCCUCUGGUGUCACUGAGUGCGAACCCUCGGCGUUGUCCUGGAGCGAUGGUACCUCGCCAUACUAUCUAUCUAUUUACCCAGGUGGCGAAACCACGGGCGUCCUUGAAAGCUUCGCUGCGACCAACGACACUUCUUACACAUGGACCUGUGAUAUAGCUGCUGAUACGUCGAUCACCUUUGCUAUCAAAGACAGUACAGGUUCCAUAGCCUACACUGAUGCGGUGACAGUGGAGUCAGGUUCAAGUACCAGCUGCGCAUCUGUCACUGGCAACACUGACACUUCGACUUCUGGAUCUGGUUCCACCACCACCGCUACUGGCACCGACGCUACUACCACCGCUACCACAGGAACCACUACCGCAGGGACCACCAGCUCCAAGGCUACUUCGAGUAGCUCCAAGACUACUACGAGUAGCUCCACGACCACAAGUGCCUCCAGCGGUGCCAUUCGCAAUAGCGUCACAUAUGGUGUUGCUGGUUUCUGCGGUCUGCUUGCGGCCCUCCUCUUUUAAUCUCUUAACUUUGCCUACUCACGAUACUUGAAUGUGGAUGUCGGGCCUUCUUUAUUAGUUAUAACGGACUUAGUUUUCCCCUCCCGAAGCCCUUAUGACCGUUUCUUAUAUCUCUCCCGAUAUGGGAACGAAUCUUUUACUAGUAUUCUAUAUACGUUUACUCAAGUUUGAUAUCCUCUUCUUCGCUCUAUAGUCCAGUCCAGUCAAUGCCAUCAGAGUUUCAUAGGCACUUACUUUCAG